UUUCUUCUUGCUAGCUAUAUUAAUUGCGUAGAUCAUCAGCUAGCAAAUAUUCUGCAAAUUAUAAGCAUCAUCAGCUGGAUAUAUUUUGCUAUAGCAAUAUGGCUUCAACAGAAGCAAUAUGGCUGACGGAGGAUGGCAACAUCAAGGGCAUGAGCAAGGAGAUGAAGCAUGGCCGGACGGCGCACAACAUGUCGUCUUCGUCGCUGCGCAAGAAGUCCGAUAUAGCCCUGGUUUCCAAGGUCCCCUAUGGGCUUGUUAGGCAGUUGCUGGCUAACUUUCAGGAGGUUAUUCUGGGGACGAAGCUCUCUAUUCUCUUUCCCGCCAUUCCACUUGCCAUUGUUGCAGAGCUCUAUGGCUUUGCAAGGCCAUGGGUUUUUGCUUUGAGCUUGCUUGGACUCACCCCAUUGGCGGAACGUGUCAGCUUCCUCACAGAGCAAAUUGCUUACUACACUGGUCCUACAGUGGGAGGGCUUCUGAACGCAACAUGUGGAAAUGCCACAGAGCUUAUAAUAGCAAUACUUGCUCUGAUCCAGCACAAAGUAGAUGUAGUCAAGUACUCUCUCUUGGGCUCCAUUCUCUCCAACCUUCUCUUGGUUCUUGGCACUUCUCUCUUGUGUGGUGGCCUCGCCAACCUUUCCAAUGAACAAAAAUUUGAGAGGAAACAAGCCGAUGUGAAUUCACUCUUGCUGUUGCUGGCACUGCUGUGCCACAUGCUGCCACUGAUGUUCCGAUACGCCGUGAAGUCCGAUGCGGUGGCCGGAAGAGCGACGCUGCAGUUGUCGAGAGCCAGUAGCAUUGUGAUGCUGGUCGCCUACUUCGUGUACAUUGUGUUCCAAUUGUGGACUCACAGGCAGCUGUUUGAGGCACAAGAGGAAGAAGAUGAGAGUGACGAUGUGGUCUCGGAAGAACCACCGGCGAUCGGAUUCUGCAGUGGAUUUGCUUGGCUAGUUGGCAUGACGGCGGUCAUAGCCCUCUUGUCGGAGUACGUGGUGGCGACGAUUGAGGAUGCAUCAGCAACUUGGGGCCUCUCUGUAAGCUUCAUCAGCAUAAUCUUGCUGCCAAUUGUUGGAAAUGCAGCUGAGCAUGCGGGAGCCAUUAUAUUUGCUUUUAAGAACAAGUUGGAUAUAACUUUGGGAGUUGCUCUUGGAUCCGCAACCCAAAUCGCCAUGUUUGUGGUUCCAUUAAGCGUGCUGGUUGCUUGGAUAAUCGGUAUCAGGAUGGACCUUGAUUUCAAUCUCCUUGAGACCAGCUCCCUCGCUCUUGCCAUCAUUGUCACAGCCUUCACUUUACAGGAUGGAACUUCUCAUUACAUGAAAGGAUUAGUUCUUCUGCUCUGCUACGUUGUUAUCGGAGCCUGCUUUUUCGUUUCUCAAACGCCAUUAAACACAGGCCAUUUGGCGCAGUAGGUGGCUGGCUGGCCGUCAAGUGAUGAAGAUGAUGACAAAGGACAGAUUCGAUGCGUUUGUUAAAUUCUUUUAUUCGAAUUGCCCUCCUUCUCUAUCACCCACCAAUACCAUAAGUUGAGCUUCCUUGCUGUCUUCCCUACGUAUAUAGGGAGGCUCUGUGGCUUCAAAACUGAGAUGGGUACCAUUGAAGCUGCAGCCAGUGAUCAUGUGCUGGGCUUUUUUUUUUUUUUUUUUCUUUUUUUUGGUGAUGUCAUUUGCUAAUUUCCUAUGAUUAGCAGAUGUGUUGUCGCAUCAAAAGGGUUGCUUACUGUCUAUGUUUAGCAAUCAAUAAAAUGAAAAUU
Molecule: messenger RNA, 1747 nt
Organism: Diospyros lotus (date-plum)
Lineage: Eukaryota; Viridiplantae; Streptophyta; Magnoliopsida; Ericales; Ebenaceae
Product: vacuolar cation/proton exchanger 3-like
Exons: 11
Coding region: 99-1406 (435 amino acids)
Biological process (GO): calcium ion transmembrane transport; intracellular calcium ion homeostasis
Cellular component (GO): plant-type vacuole membrane
Molecular function (GO): calcium:proton antiporter activity
Source: RefSeq, a predicted model, not a curated record